UCCGCGUGCAAUAGCUUUGCUGCUUCUGUAUGCAUCGUUUCGAGAGGGAGUUCGCUUCAUUGAGAGCCCUGCGUCAGCCCUGCGUGUCAGCCCUGCGUCAGCCCUGCGUCAGCCUUGCUGUCUGAGUGUCUGAUCUAUUCGCUUUCAACCUGGACCACUGGAUCCCGCAAGCACACUGGUACCUGGAGGUGACCUUUAAUCGCUACGACAAAUACGGCAACUAAUACCAGAUCUGUGCGCGUGUGUGCUGGUGUUGAACAGUGUGCUGACGAGCACACACAAGCACAAUGGUGCUUGUGUGCAAGAUGCCAAUCCACACUAUACUGUCAAUGAUCAUCUACUGCUGUGUACUCAUCGGUACACCAGUGAUGAGUUGUCCAGACCAAUGUUACCGAUGCAACUAUAUUCGGAAGGGUUAUAUAACAACAGAUUGCAUGAUGCUCGGUCUAAGAACAGUGCCAGCCGGGAUACCCACAAAUACCCAGAAAUUGUGGUUGCACCACAAUCAGAUCACAACGUUAAGUAAUGGUUCCUUCAGUGGCCUAACAAAUCUCCGUAGCCUAUGGCUGUACAAUAAUCAGAUCAGAACGUUAAGUCCUGGUGUGUUCACUGGUCUAACAAACCUCCGAUGGCUGUCCUUGUCCAGUAAUCAGAUCACAACACUAAGUACUGGUUUGUUCACGGGUCUAACAAACCUCCGAACCCUAUCGUUGUUUGAUAAUCAGAUCACAACGCUCAGUACUGGUUUGUUCACGGAUCUAACAAACCUCCGAACCCUAUAUUUGAACAAUAAUCAGAUUGCCACCUUAGGUACUAGUUGGUUUUCUGGGCCAAGAAACCUCCGACUUUUAUGGCUGCAGGGUAACCCUCUUCUUCUGACACCAAGUCUUUAUACCAAUUUACGUGGCCUCGGUACCUUUUCCACUGGUUACUGCACUUCAUGCAAUCGUGUUGACCAACCUGUAAAGGAUUAUCUUGAAAAAGAUAUCACACCAAUCUUGGAAACACUGGCUAAUGAGACAUUACAAGGCGACAUCUUGAGAACUGAUGCCGCAUCUGAAUCUCUAAAAGACUUAACAAACAGUCAGAAUCUGGCUCAGGACGAUGUCAAAUUUGCCUCUAAAGCCAUAGCAAAUAUAGCUGAGUCUGUGUCAACGAACAUACAUCGUGAGGACCUUACCGGACAGAUUACAAACCGUACUUUUCAGGCAGUGGACAACAUUUUGAACUUAACAACGGUGGAGAAUGUAACAUCAUUGAGUUCAGGAGAAAGAAUGACUAGAGCAAUGGAUAUGCUAGUUGUUUCGCUACGUGUUGGACCACAUCAGAUUCUACAGGAGACGAAAAGCAGUUUGGGAUAUGCAGUGACAUGUCCUGCAGGAAAUGUGGAGAGCAAAUACGAAAGUUUCCGGUCAAGAUACGAGACCCAAAGUGGCUUUUUUUUAGGCGGAACAAAUCAAACUGCUGAAGGAACAACGUCUGGUGUGGCAGUUGACAUUGACCGAAGUGCUCUUGAUAAGGUAGAUGGAGUAGCAAAUUCAAGUUGUGGAGUCGCUCCAAUCCGAUACAUCCUGUACAAGACUGAUGCUUUGUUUGGGAAAGACUUCAAAGGAGAGACCAUUGGAAGCAUCGAAUCUGAGGUCAUAUCUAUCCAAGUCGGCCAUGGACCUGAGAAGACACAACCAGUGCCAGUUUCAAUAUCAUUUGACACUCCGCCACGUGAAAAACAGGAACAAGGAAGAUAUCUUUGCGCUUAUUGGAUAUUUGGAGCAGAUAAUGCAUUGGGAUAUUGGACUGAUGAAGGAUGCAGCACAUCGACAACAUCAAGGAAUAGAACACUAUGCGAAUGUGAUCAUCUCACUAAUUUCGCGAUGCUGUUUGUACCUGACUAUGAGGACAAUGGCCUAAAAUGGGUGUCCAUAAUUGGAUGUGGGACUUCAAUGCUGGCUAUUGUUUCCACAAUUCUUCUCAUCCUCAUAAUUCCGAAACUGCGGCAGUCAAUUCAUCAUCGGAUCCUGCUUGGCUAUGCCAUUACACUGCUCAUUUUCAUCAUACUAUUCACUAUCGCUCUCUAUGAUUCCAAGCUGAACAAGAGCAGUGGCGCUUGUAAAGCUGUUGCAGCCAUUCUACAAUAUCUGAUUCUGUGCGUCUUCAUGUGGCUUUCGUUCGAUGCCACUAUACUCCAUCAGAAGCUGGUUGUCGUGCUUGGGACAGACCCUGAAGCUUUGACGAAAUGGCUUCUCAUUUCAGUGUUCGCAACCCCCUUCAUCAUUGUAGGCAUCACGGCUGGUGCAACGCAAUUUAAGGCAUACUCGGACGAGACUUGUUGGAUGAAGCAAGGACCAGCCUUCUAUGGUGGAUUUGUGGCGCCUCUCGCUAUCCUGCUCUGCUAUAACAUUGUUAUUCUCGUCAGAGUCACGAUGUCUCUGCGAAACCGUCAAGCAUCUACGACCAAGAAAGGAGGAAAGAAUAAUUCUGCCCUGCGUGUCACGGUAUCCCUAUCUCUGUUGCUUGGUCUUACUUGGAUCCUGGGCUUUUUCAUUCUGAUCCAUGAACACAAAGCCUUACUAUAUAUUUUUGUCAUUCUCAACUCAACACAAGGUGUUUACUUGUUUGUUCAUGUUAUCAUUGGAAAAGAAACCAGGAAGGGGCUCCGUGCCAUCAUUAACAAACCACGUCAGAACAAGAAAGCAGGCGAGAUGGCAAAGCCCACCCGCUCAAAGCAGCCUGAUACUGCCACAACGAGUGGGACCAACCAGAACACAAUAGUCACGUGCAAUAACACAAUAGUCACGUGCAAUAAGAUAUCGAGCAGUCACAGUAAUUCCACAUCAAGGGACAUGUCCUGCACCACUGAUGCAGCCGUUCAAUACUGGAAAACACACCAAACGAGUAACAGUGACGACUUGCUUUCAGUAUAGGAUUGCAAGAAGAUUUGGCCAAUUUUGUUUGUAUAAGUGUUUCAUACUUCAGUUUCUUUAUCCAUGAGAGUUUUUGGAUUUUUAUUUGCGUGAGAUGUUACAUUUGACGACUCUAAUUCGUCCUUUUUCAUCCCACCACCGUACCGGCUGAAUUUGUUGCAUUUCAUGUCCAGACUUUCGUUUGACUUACAGCUACAAAAUAUAUGAUACAUUAUCGAUAAAUAAAUUCAAUAAGGAACUCGGAUGGAGUUUUUAUAAAUAAACUCAAUGUCACAUA
Sycon ciliatum is the source of this 3198-nucleotide messenger RNA. RefSeq names its product adhesion G-protein coupled receptor G7-like. Gene Ontology annotation, molecular function: protein binding; G protein-coupled receptor activity. Gene Ontology annotation, cellular component: membrane. The record is from RefSeq and is a predicted model, not a curated record. NCBI's taxonomy places the organism in Eukaryota, Metazoa, Porifera, Calcarea, Leucosolenida, Sycettidae. The coding region runs from base 288 to 2921 and encodes 877 amino acids. The transcript has 20 exons. Gene Ontology annotation, biological process: G protein-coupled receptor signaling pathway; cell surface receptor signaling pathway.